Messenger RNA from Perca fluviatilis (European perch), 6510 nucleotides. RefSeq names its product forkhead box P2 (gene foxp2). Gene Ontology annotation, molecular function: RNA polymerase II cis-regulatory region sequence-specific DNA binding; DNA-binding transcription repressor activity, RNA polymerase II-specific. Gene Ontology annotation, cellular component: nucleus. Lineage: Eukaryota; Metazoa; Chordata; Actinopteri; Perciformes; Percidae. The record is from RefSeq and is a predicted model, not a curated record. Gene Ontology annotation, biological process: regulation of transcription by RNA polymerase II. The coding region runs from base 483 to 2858 and encodes 791 amino acids. The transcript has 19 exons.
UUGAAUCGUAACGAAAAAAAACAAGCCGCGUCUUCCUCGCAUUGCGCGUCAUUCAAACAGGACUCAGUGUACUGCUUUUCCCUCUGUUGCAUUAGUAAUAACAGCGGCGUUGACGGGAGACAGCAGGAGAGAGUGUGUGUGUGUCUCCGACAGCGGUGCCCAGCGGAGGAAUAUUGAGCUUUUUAUUUACUCUGCAGCUUGUUGUUCAUUUUCUCUGCGUUAUGGUGAACUUGUACAGUCACGUGUGAAGAUCUCUGCAAACAUAGAGGACGACGACUUCUCACCUGGUGUGUCCCUUACACUUUACCGCGAGGAGAAUAUACCUGCCAUUUUUUUGUGAUAGCUGACAUCACUGGACUCCUUCCACUCCUGUGACGGACAACAACCGCAAGUUCUCUCCCUUAGGGAUGAAAUAUGCACACUCUGCGCCCGUAGAAAAAAGCAGACGACACACACUGUAAAGUCCAAAGUGGUUUUAAAUCAUGAUGAUGCAGGAGUCGGCCACAGAGACAAUAAGCAACAGUUCAAUGAGUCAAAAUGGAAUGAGCACCCUAAGCAGCAGCCAAUUAGAGGCUGGCAGUAGAGAUGGGAGAUCAAGCGCUGGUGACACGAGCAGCGAAGUAAGCACAGUCGAGCUGCUGCAUCUGCAACAACAGCAGGCCCUACAAGCAGCGAGGCAAUUACUCUUGCAGCAGCCAGGCAGUGGCCUGAAAUCUCCAAAGAGCCAGGACAAGCAGCGUCCACUGCAGGUUCCAGUGUCAGUGGCCAUGAUGAGUCCCCAGGUGAUCACGCCGCAACAGAUGCAGCAGAUCCUCCAGCAGCAGGUGCUCUCCCCCCAGCAGCUCCAGGCCCUGCUCCAACAGCAGCAGGCGGUAAUGCUGCAGCAGCAACACCUGCAGGAGUUUUAUAAAAAGCAACAGGAGCAGCUUCAUCUGCAGCUUCUCCAGCAGCAGCACCCUGGCAAGCAGGCUAAAGAGCAACAGCAGCAGCAGCAGCAGCAGCAGCUGGCCGCCCAGCAGCUCGUCUUCCAGCAGCAGCUCCUGCAGAUGCAGCAGCUCCAGCAGCAGCAGCACCUGCUCAACAUGCAGCGGCAGGGCCUGCUCUCGCUGCCUGGGCCCGCUCCCGGCCAAGCCGCCCUGCCCGGACAAACCCUGCCCCAGUCAGGUAAGAGGACGAGGAGGGCUGGCGGAGUGGAAGAAGAGAGGAGAGGCACUGCUGGCCUAAGCCCCGCAGAGCUCCAGCAGUUGUGGAAGGAUGUGACUGGAGGCGGCGCUCACAGCAUGGAGGACAACGGCAUCAAACACAGCAACAGUGGCACCGGCAACGGCGGGGGUGGCGGCGGUUUAGACCUCUCCACCAACAACUCUUCCUCAACUACCUCCUCCUCUAAUCCCGCCAAAGCAUCGCCGCCCAUCUCUCACCAUUCCAUCGCCAAUGGACAGUCCCCCGCCCUCAACCACAGAAGAGAGAGGGAAAGGGAACGGGAAAGGGAGCGAGAGAGUUCACUACAUGAAGAAAGUGGAGGGACCCACCCCCUGUAUGGCCACGGCGUGUGUAAGUGGCCCGGAUGUGAGAACAUCUGCGAGGACUAUGGACAGUUUUUGAAGCACCUAAACAGUGAACAUGCCCUGGAUGAUCGGAGCACAGCCCAGUGUAGAGUCCAAAUGCAAGUCGUACAGCAGCUGGAAAUACAACUAUCUAAAGAACGUGAGCGUCUUCAGGCGAUGAUGGCCCACUUGCACAUGCGGCCCUCGGAACCCAAGUCAUCUCCCAAACCACUCAACUUGGUCUCCAGUGUCACCAUGUCCAAGAACUUGCCCUCAACAUCGCCUCCCAACUUACCUCAGACACCAACCACGCCCACAGCACCUAUCACACCCAUGGCUGCCAUGCCCCAGGUGCCAUCAGUACUGGGAGGAGCAAACGUCCCCAGUAUGGGAGCCAUGCGCAGACGCCACUCGGACAAAUACUCCAUGCCUCUGUCGUCAGGUGGUGACACAGUAUUUAUUUUUCCAGAGAUUGCCCCAAACUACGAGUUUUAUAAGAACGCAGAUGUCAGACCGCCAUUUACUUAUGCAACCCUCAUAAGACAGGCUAUCAUGGACUCUGCCGACAUGCAGUUAACGCUUAAUGAAAUCUACAGCUGGUUCACACGCACGUUCGCCUACUUCAGACGCAAUGCUGCGACUUGGAAGAACGCUGUUCGCCACAACCUCAGUCUGCACAAGUGCUUUGUGCGUGUGGAGAACGUGAAGGGGGCGGUGUGGACCGUAGAUGAGAUGGAGUACCAGAAACGCAGGUCGCAGAAGAUCACAGGAAGCCCAUCACUUGUCAAGAACCUGCCCUCCAGUCUUGGCUAUGGAAGUGCACUAAACGCCAGCUUACAGGCUGCCCUGGCAGAGACCUCCCUGCCUUUGCUGGGGACCCCCGGCCUCAUGACCAGCGGCUCCACGAUGGGAGGCAGCUGCCACGGCCUCCUCGGUGGAGACCCGUCCAUCCUGACGGGCGGAAGUCCGCCUGGGCUGUUGGGAGCGAGUCCACCCGGACUUUUGGGCGGGAGUCCACCAGGACUGAUGGGUGGCAGCCCCCCAGGUAGGCUGAGCGGCAGCCCCCCCACCCUGUUGCAUUCCGCCCAUGAGGGUCUCAACGGCUCACUCGACCAUCUGGACACCAACGGACACGGCAGCCCCCGAUACUCCCCACCAGUACACAUGCCACCCAUUCACGUGAAGGAGGAGCCACUUAACAUGGAUGACGAUGACUGUCCGAUGUCACUGGUGACGACAGCCAAUCACAGUCCAGAGCUGGACGAUGACCGGGAGCUGGAGGAAGGGAACUUAUCGGAAGACCUGGAAUGACUAGGAUACAGUUUUUGGUCAACGUUUCCCUUCCCCCAGCCGCACUGUUUCUCUCACACAGACCUCCUGCAAAACCAGAAACCACUCCACAGUCCAAGCAACCACAGCUGACUCUCUCUUCUGUCUCUCUCACCACUGGGACUAUUUAUUGAGCAUGCAUCCGGAAGGAGACCGGUCCAAAGGAACUCUUCGUUGCAGCCCUUUGGGAUCCCCAAACAUGACAGGCAUGAGAUGUCUGAUUUAAAAGAAUUAACUCUUUGAGACCUAUUUCAUUAGAGAUGGCGUGGCCACAUACAGUACAAGGAUGAUGGACUCAUGGAUUGGGGGUGGAAACAUGAAACAAAUGAGCAAAUCAUGUUCCGUUGAAAGCUAGCGGCCUCAUAUACUGCCAAAAAGGAAGACGUUUUAUGUUUGUGAAUAAUCCAAGCCCCAGUAGUUGUUAAUGUCUAGAGACAAUUGCUGGCUCAAUUCAAGUUGUUGCUCUGUUAUCAUUUGCACAGGAGUAGUCUCAGAAAUUUGUGUCACUGCCUGUAUGUUGCUACUAUUAUGAAAACCAGUAUAUAAUUUUAGCUUCUUUUAUUUUUUUUUUACCAUCGUUAAUUUCAAAAUCUGAUUUUAGACACCACCAACUGUAUAUGCCAUUCCCUGAAUCACACCAGUAACAGAACUGCGGUUCCAAGACUAUUGUUGCAGCUGUCCAGAAAAAAAAGAAAAAAAGUUGGCUUCCAGUCUAUUAUCUGUUUGUGAUUGAAAGUAAAAAAAAAAAAAAAAAAACUGGAAAUUAAGUUGGGAGAAAACUAAUAGUUUGUAUAAAGCACCAUUUACAAAACAAAUGCAUUUCCGCAUAAUUGCUGUUCUCCUUACCUCCUCGUUCUAAAGCUUUGUCUACCUGCAAACAGUCACAGGCAACAGCUAGAAACCAAAGCCAACACUAGCAAUGGCCAAUAGCUUAUAGACAGAAGCCACCAAACUCCUCUUGGUCCGUCUUCUGUGACUUUAAACUAGUACAAAGAGAAGCUUUUGUUCCGCAAACUACCUUCGAAUAACCUCUGGGAUUGUUUCAUUUAGCCCUAUACAAAGAUGAUCACGAGAAAGAGAGAGGGGGAAAUAAAUGCUGAUUUUGAUGUGUAAUUUGAUAACUCAUAGAAGUCCACUUUGGAGAUUUUCUGCCAGACGUACUGUAGGUAAAAAGGUGAUGUGAUAUUUGAACUGCAGGCAUUUUGUGCUGGUGAUUUGACUGGUAGAGAGCAGCUAACUGUAAAAGUGGAUCAUGACCAAAACAAAACAUUUGUGUAUUCAAUGGAAGUGCAGAACCUUUGUGUUGUUUUGCAUAUAUUUUUUACUUUUUGUUGUGCAUUACACAUCAGACGUCAUUGUUUUGUUUUAUUUUCAUGAUUUUUUUCUAACCUGGUGAAUAUGUAAUGUUCUAAGUGGGACUGUCAAAAUAAUGUCACGUCUUAUUUCCGUGGCGGUUUUGUUCCGAGCCGCGUCGAAACCGAAACUGAAAACAUCGCUAACCAAACAUGAAAAAUAUCUAGUGAAGCCAAAUAAGUCAUAAUUUCAAGUUGAUAUGAAAUGGCUUGGUUACCAUGUAAAAGCAAAUAAUAAUAGCCAUUUCAGAAGAGGAUAUCUAAGGUGAAAGUUAACCUUUUCUAGGUGAUAUUUGCUUUAACAUCAUUGAAUACUCAUUGUGUGGUUCAUAGCUUCUAAUUUAUAUAUAGAUACAACUGGUGUUAGCACUGAUGUACUCUGUAUAGGUAACCAGCUUUUUAUAACACACUUGGUAUUUAACCAGACUAAAGAGAAGUAGUUAUUGUGGAGACUACGGCCCAUCAUUUCCUUCACAGCUAAUGUCAUCUAGAAAAGUGUUGUUGCUUUAAGGUCAUUUCUGUUUUCAGUAAACCAAAGUUACACAAAAUUCUGCCUCCUCUUGUAUGGGAUAAAUAAAUGCUAAAACAACCACACACACACACCCUGUCAGAGACUAGCAUACAUGCGCACGAACAGACACACACAGACCCCGAGCUUUUGGUCUGCCAACCUUCUUGUUUCGGUUUAGCUCUCCAGCUGCAAAAAAUGUAUGCUGUCAAAGAACCGACAAGUUGCUUUGUAUUGUGCUGUAACGACCAAAAUGGAAACACUGUGCAUAUGUUGUUUUCAAGUGUGGUGCCAAGCCAAGGAAUUGGCUGUAAGAGCUUAAAACACAGACACGUGCAGUACUGUACAAACACGCAGUAUGUGAAGUACACACACACACACACCCUAACACACACACACACACAACACACACACACACACACACACACACACCCAUGCCAGUUCCACGUCAAGAGGGUACUGGGCCCAGGAACAAAGCUUAUCCCUUCAAUACUUAGCUGGAGUCAGCAAAAUGACUUGAAGACGACGUUCUUAAUAAUCUUAUCACACCAAAUAAAAAGGACACUGCGUCUUUCAAAAAAAAAAAAAAAAGAAAGAAAAAAAAGGGUUCUCCCACUCACCCAAAAAGGCUUUCUAAAAGCUUCUACCUCUGCACAAGAAAUUCAGAACAAUUAUGACAGAUUGCACGAGUUAUUAGAAUGCCACAAGAGCUGUUACACUUUACUACGCUUGUCUCAUAGGACGUGGCUCAAACCAACGUUUACAUUCCCUGCGUCAAGAUAUGGAAGAUUUGCAUUGUAAUAGGUUGUCCUCAAACAUUUGUAGAAUGAUAAUGUAUAGAUUACCUGUAAGGGAAUAUUGUGUUUUAAAAAUGCAUGUCUAAAAAUCAUUUGGUGGACUGGAAACAAGAACCAAUAAAAAGAAUAUAAUAAAAAUCAUCGGGACGAUGGCCUAAAUGUACGUACAAUGCAUAGGAGUGCGUUACCUCAGAUAUACUGUUUUGGGAGGGAUAAAACCUGUCAGCCACAGAAUGCAUAUUACCUGUAGAUUUGCAUGGGUUUUGUAUAAAUUAAGUAAAAAAAAAAAAUGUCUAAAAUAGUUGCUUGCACAUAAUACCAGAAAGACCUCCAGAACUGCGAUCUGCUCCUCCACUAGAUUUUAGGAUUGUCUGGAUUUUCUGGGUUGAUUUUGUCUGUAUUUUGAUAACUGUGCAUACUUAUGUAAAAAAAUGUUGGUGGACCCAUAAAUUUACCAGACUUUUUUCUAAGAGGAAAAAAAAUCUCAGUGUUUCUUUUCUGACUUACCUGAAUUUUUACUGUUUCUCUCUCAUUGCUCGCUAAGAAUAGCAAACCUGCUUUUUCUGCAUCUGCUUUGCGUAGCUGUAAGGCUUAACCUAAUGUGUGUAUUUAUUGCUUGUACCUCUGUGCAUACUUUAUGAAGCAUUAUGUCUGGCAGUUGAGUCAUGUAUCCUUUCUACUGCUAUCCUUCUCUAAUAAUUGGGAAUAUGAUCCCCCUAUGUAUACAGUAAAUUGGGACUGUAGCAAACAUAUGUUUAUGUAAUUGGUGAAAACUUUUCUUUGUUUUCAUUUCCUUUUGAUCGAGAUUCAACUACUUUUUUUGAUACUUUUCAUUACUGUGUACUGUGUCCAUACGUUAAAGGUUCUCUGACAUUAGAAGGUCAUGGUUGAGAAUUGUAACAGACGUUAUUAUUUUCUGUAUUCAUGGCAUUUCACUGCUGAAUAAAAUAAAGGACCAAAACUUGGAAAUUUGAAAA